AUGUCAAGUUCAUUUUGGAAAUUUGGCCAGGAUUUUGCUACAGAAUCGCCAAUAUCUAAGAUUUUGGAUAGGGCUUUCAUAAAGAGAGAAAACACGCAAGAAAUUGAAAAAGACGAUGAGCAAGGUACGAAAGAGGAAGAGUUUGAAGAGAUAGAUGGAGACCAGAUACCUAAACAGCAGCCUGAUGCGGCAUCGUUGGACGCGGUAGGGACAUUAGAUGAUUCUGAUGCAAGUAUUAAGGACGGUGAUUACAACAAAUUUGAUACCCAAGACCAGUCCGUGGCGGAGACCCUACCAACUACAGAAGCAGAGUUUGUAAACUACAGGCCGGAUUUGGAUGCAUUGGAUGAUUUACUCGAUGACGAUGAACUAUAUACAGAAUUGAUGUGCUCGAAUUUCAAGCUACUGAUUUAUUUGAAGUACCCAGAAGUCUUGGCUAAGUUGAUAGAUUAUAUUACAAACGAAGAUUUAUUAGAUGAGAAAAGCGAUCAACUAUUAGUUGAAGAUACCGUGAUUACAAAGAAUGAUGAUAAAAAAGAAGAACAAGAAUCUGAUAAUAUCCAUCUGAAACUACCAGAAGCCGAUUCACACGAGCAGGUGGAUGAUGAUGAUGAAAUAGACAAUAGAUCAGAAAUAUCACAAGAGACUAGUGUCACUAUACCUCAAGAAGUUGAGGAACAAGUGGAAUUAAGACGGGCAAGAAUGGCUGCAGAAAUAUUAUCUGCCGAUGUCUGGCCAAUUUCUUCUGCGAUAAUUGAAAAUACAGAACUUUUAGAAAAAUUAUGGUCAGUUUUAGAUCAUACUGCUCCACUUUCCAUUAUAGCUUCUACUUAUUUCAUGAAAAUCUCUGAAAGGUUAUUGGACAUGGACAUUUCAAGCAUGUUAGAAUUUAUAUUAAACCAAGAAAAUUUAGUAGAUAGAUUUUUGACACAUAUUGAUAACCCUCCAUUGAUAGAUUUCUUACUAAAGGUUAUCUCCACAGAUAAACCUGAUUCUCCAACUGGUGUUAUCGAAAGAUUGAAAGAACAAAAUUUUAUUUCAGAUUUGUUAGAUAGAUUAAAUCCCGAAUACAGUAUAUCAACACAAUCAGCUGCUGGUGAUUUUUUCAAAGCAUUUGUUACCAUUAGUGCAAAUUCAAACAAUGAAAUAGCAUCAGGAAUAGGUCCAAAUGAAUUGACUAGAGAAUUAGUAUCGCCUGAGAUGAUUGAAAAAUUAAUAAAAAUCAUGUUAAAAGGUGGUACAUCUUUAAAUAACGGUGUUGGUAUAGUUAUUGAACUGAUUAGAAAAAAUAAUUCAGAUUAUGAUUUUGUUCAAGUUAUCUACACGACAAUCCAAACUCAUCCACCAAAUGAGAGAGAUCCUAUUUACUUAGGUUCAUUAGUCACAAUAUUUGCAAAGUAUAUGGGCGAAUUUGAGAAAAUGUUAGUCAAUUCUGAACUUCCACAACUAGAAACUCCAUUUGGGUCAAUAGAACCUUUAGGCUUUGAACGUUUCAAAAUUUGUGAAUUAAUAGCUGAACUUCUACAUUGUUCAAAUAUGGCAUUGUUGAAUGAACCAGAUGGUGACGUCAUUGUAAAUGAGCGUGAUGCAGAAAGAAGAAGGGUUCUAAAAACGGAUAGACUGUCCAGAUCAACCAAUGAGGCAGAAAUUGGGGACAUAGAAACUGAAUUAAAUUCUUUGCAUUUGUAUUCAGGUGAUGAUCUAGAUGAAACUAAAAGCAACGCAGUUGAGACGCAAUCCACCCCGGAAGAGAAGGAUAAUUUUGAUGAACAAUCAGUAACUUCGGUGGAAUUAACAGAAGAGGCACUGCGUGAAACCCCUUUGGUGGGUGAUAGAUUAAAGAUUGCUUUAUAUGAUACACAUUUAGUCCAAACUAUAUUAAAGAUGUUCUUUGACUUUUCCUGGAAUAAUUUCCUUCACAACGUUGUUUUUGAUAUAAUUCAGCAAAUAUUCAAUGGUCCUCUUAAAACAGGCUUUAAUAAGUUUUUAUUAAUAGAUUUAUUAACUAAAACUAAGAUAACAGAUAUGAUAAUGAAGGGGGACAAAAGAUGUACUGAUUAUGAAAACGAGGCUGGACUAAGAUUAGGUUACAUGGGACAUUUGAUCUUAAUUGCUGAGGAGGUUGCAAAAUUCACUGCAUAUAUUGAAGAAGUAAGAUCUGAAUUUAGUGAUGAAGAGUCAUGGAAUGCAUUGCAUGAGCCUCAUUGGCAAGAAUACACAGAAACUGUUUUAGCAGAAGCAAGAGAAAAGUACAACACUGUAUUAGGCGACUUUGGAGAAUACGAUGAUGAAAACAUUGAUGAUCUGGUUGAAGAUGGUGCUGAAGAAAAUAAACAAAGAGAUGAUGAAAUAACAAUAACUGGUGAUAAUAUUAAUUUUAAUAGCAAUGAGGAGGAAGACUCACCUAUUUCAUUUAAUGAUAAAACUGGUGUUGAAGAUGAAGAUGAUUACUAUGCAGAAUAUAAUGACAUUGAUAACCCUAAAUUCUAUGAAUAUAUUGAUGCUAAUGGUAAUAAAACUAGAUUAAACCUAGAGCCAGCUACCGAACUUGACAAAGACAAAGAUUCGGAGAAGAUAGCAAAUUCAGAAGAAAGUAAUAAGUUUACAGACUACAUGUCUAAUCAACUUGUCGGUGGUUACGAUGAUGAAACGUUUAAUAAUGAUGUCAACGCUGAUGAAAAUGAAUGGAGCAGUACUAAGUCAUUUAGGUUCGUGCCAAAACAUGAAUCAUCACAUUCUGAUGAUAAUGAUGCAUACCGUCACCAGUUCCGCCUUGACGGUGAUGAUGAUGACUAUAUGGACCCAAAUGAUGACGGCCAGUCAUACGCUAAACCAGACCACCCUCUAUACAAAAGUAAUGUGGCUCCGGAUGUUUUGAAUGAUUUAUUCCAUAAGGAGCAGUUGGAGGACGUAGAUAACAAUGAUGUUAACAGUGAUACUAGUGAUAAUAGUGAUGCUGAACUGGAAGAAACAUCUGAUGUAUAUAAUGUUGAUGAUUCUGAGAAUAAAUUCGGUGAAUAUCAAGAUGAUGCUGGUGGAUAUUCACUAUUCAGGUCUAAAAAUUCAGAUAGUUUAUCGUGGGAUGAGAACGAACAAGACAGAUUGAUGAACAUGGUAAGCUAUAAUAAGAAUAAUUCAAAAUAA
Messenger RNA from Tetrapisispora phaffii CBS 4417, 3144 nucleotides. RefSeq names its product Sap185p (gene SAP185). The transcript has a single exon. Lineage: Eukaryota; Fungi; Ascomycota; Saccharomycetes; Saccharomycetales; Saccharomycetaceae. The record is from RefSeq and is a predicted model, not a curated record. Gene Ontology annotation, cellular component: nucleus; cytosol. Gene Ontology annotation, molecular function: protein phosphatase binding; protein phosphatase regulator activity. The coding region runs from base 1 to 3144 and encodes 1047 amino acids.